This is a messenger RNA of Solenopsis invicta (red fire ant), 760 nucleotides long. It is a transcript of the gene RpS20, whose product is annotated as 40S ribosomal protein S20. Bases 95 to 700 code for a protein of 201 amino acids. Gene Ontology annotation, biological process: translation. Gene Ontology annotation, cellular component: ribosome; cytosolic small ribosomal subunit. The record is from RefSeq and is a predicted model, not a curated record. NCBI's taxonomy places the organism in Eukaryota, Metazoa, Arthropoda, Insecta, Hymenoptera, Formicidae. The transcript has 3 exons. Gene Ontology annotation, molecular function: structural constituent of ribosome.
UUCCGAAAAAGUGGGUUUGUUUUUUUCUCUACUUCAGGGGGUACGGUCCAUAAUUCUACUCGUCGGAUAAAAUAAUUUCGAGUGACCAAUCAGAAUGAAGAAAUUUCAAGAAAUCUCAAGAUUUCUUCAUCCUGAUUGGUCAUUCAAAGUUGCUCUAUCCGACGAGUUGAAUUUUGGAACGCACCUCGGAUCAAACAAUUUUGUACUGACCGGAAACUACAAUUCUCAGCUUCUCUUGUGCUUUGCACGUGGAACGGUAUUGGCGUACUGGUUCAGCGCUGAUCAGUUUUGCUUUGUACAAAUUGGUUAUCUCGACCAGUACGAAAAAUCAACCAUGGCAACGACUAAGGUCGACAAUCCUGAGAAACCAGGACAGGAAGUCACUCCCAUUCAUCGAAUUAGAAUCACGCUCACGUCGCGCAAUGUUCGUUCUCUUGAAAAAGUAUGUGCGGAAUUGAUCAAUGGAGCUAAAAAACAGAAAUUAAAGGUCAAAGGACCUGUUCGCAUGCCCACAAAGAUCCUGAGAAUAACAACUCGCAAAACGCCCUGUGGAGAAGGUUCAAAGACUUGGGAUCGCUUCCAGAUGCGAAUUCACAAGAGAGUGAUCGAUUUGUAUUCACCAUCGGAGAUCGUGAAGCAAAUCACGAGCAUUUCUAUCGAACCUGGAGUAGAAGUCGAAGUAACAAUUGCUAAUGAAUGAAUUAAUAAACAGUGUCAUUAAAACGACAAAAUUUUAAUAAAAAUAUUUAAAAACUUAGAA